Pomacea canaliculata is the source of this 1821-nucleotide messenger RNA. RefSeq lists its product as uncharacterized. The transcript is spliced from 9 exons. Bases 94 to 1668 code for a protein of 524 amino acids. The record is from RefSeq and is a predicted model, not a curated record. NCBI's taxonomy places the organism in Eukaryota, Metazoa, Mollusca, Gastropoda, Architaenioglossa, Ampullariidae.
UUCUACAGAACACGAUCCUCCGUUCAAAAUAUAUGAAGCGGACUUCGCAUCUAGUUUGACAUAAGCUGAGAUUGAAGAGAAAGAAAUCCUGAGAUGGAGUUGAGCCUGUGGAUAUUACUAGGGACUGUUCUGCAUGCUCGCUAUUGUUAUCUAGGUCUAGAUUGUCCAUCUGGAGUGGUAGAGGUAACUGAAGGGACUAACGUUAGUUUUUCUUGUGGAUUCGCCAAUAUGGUGGAAUGGACGUUUGGCAAUGGUGACUGCCCCACUAAGUAUACUGCCACCUGCACUAGAUCAUAUUGCAGCCAACCAAAUGGUACAAGUUUUCAUGUUGAAACGGGCGAUUGCACCUGGACUGACUACUGCGGCAGCAGGUUGAACAUCACUAAAGCAUCAAGAGAGCACGCCUGUAAUUUUAGUUGCACAGAUUAUGUCAUGGGUGAAACAGAUAUGACUUUUAAAGAGUCAUGCAAACUACGAGUAAAAGCUCCUGCCAGGUACACACCUGGUAGUUGCCGUAUAGGGCUGGCCAAUUGGUGGAUACAUGGAAGCUGCACUGCCGAAGGGAUGUAUGACUCAGACAACAACUACACAUGCCAAUGGCUCUCAGAUAAUAAUCAGAAAUUUGGAGGCUUUGAAGGUGGGCUGGUGACCUACAAGGCCAGCUCCAAGGAGUACAAACGUGGACAUUGCGCCUUUGUGGGACUGAUGCCUACAGCUCCUGGUCUCUACAAAUACAGUGCCAAAAUCUCUCCUGGCCCGGAUGUUUACUUUGAGGGAACAGUCAAUAUAAGUCAUCCUGAAGAACUGAUGCACAACUGUCCAAAACAAGUUCUCGAAGGUUCAGAUCUCACCUGUACAUGCACGACAUCAAAAGUCGGAAGUCCUCCCGCUCAGACUAUCUGGGACGGACUUUCUGAUGAAACUUUACAGGUGAAAAGUGUAACUCGUCAAUUCAACGGAAAACUUUACACAUGUCGACUACUCUGGGGUCCCAACGGUUACAUUAACCGAACUACUCCAUACACACUGAGGAUGGCGUAUGGACCAGCGGCUGUUGUCAUACACAGAGCAUCAGAGGAAAGAGAGAGCGAAUUAGAGACGGCGGGUUUCAUCUGCACAGCGAUUGAUGUGUUCCCAUCCGCUGUGUUUACCUGGAGUCACACCUGUCGCAAUCGCACUGACAGUCAGGAGCAAAGCACCUGCUCUUUCAGUUUAAACCAGCUAGGUGAUAUUGCAGUGCUUUCCUGUACAGUUAAUAACAGUGUCUUUGCCAGUGUGUCUUCUUCAUACACCUACAGUAUACGUACCCCGGACAGGGCUGUAGGCAGAAUUAUCGGCGGAGUCAUCGCAGCUAUCAUUGGUAUCAUCGGAGCUGUACGCAUCGUAACCCUCAUCAUUAAACGUCGACAGAGUAGUUGUCUUCUUCUAGUGUAUGGCCCUGGGCAGGAUUCAUCCCGAAGAAGUAGCAGAGACGAGCGCAUCUUAUUAAUACCAAGAGGAGACAGUGUAGACGAACGAUCAUUAGUUUACGGGUCGGAAACACCAGAAAGCAUGAAUGAUCAACCUCAUAGUGAUGUGACCAUAAAUAACAGUCAGCUGGUGGACGGUAUCAAGAACUCUCAUUUUAAUUUCAUUGAUGCAUUUCUGCAAUACACCUUUCACACAUGAAUUCAUUCAUCAGAAGGUGAUAAAGAAGUAAGACUAUUAAAGCAUGUAGUUCCAUUUCAAUGCAGCUUUCGAUUUACUUCGUGCGAAUUUACAGAGAAGAGCAUGAAGACGCGGAUAAACAUUUUAAACUGACUUUAGUCCUGGUAAGUAUCA